AAGGCGCGCGUUAAUGCGCUUAAUGCUUCCGCCGCUCGGUAAUGGCGGGUCAUUAUUACGCGCGGUAAUUAAGACGGGUGCUAAUUGUCACAUGCGCCAUUCCCCCCUCAAAAAACAAAAUGUCAGGCCAAGUAUUGAAUUUUUAAUGUUUAGUCACGCAAAGUGCUGACCUUCUAAUUGUAAAGUGGCAGCAGGUGUGAAAUGAGGUGAAUGAAGCCCGCCCCUUGCUGAUCCACAGGAGGGGGCUGAUGUUCCAUAACUGCUGGUGAAAAUCCAACCAUCCAUUUUUUACCGCUUGUCCCUUUUGGGGUCGCUGGAGCCUAUCUAGUAGGCGAGGUACACCCUGGACAAGUCUCCUCCUUAUCACAGAUGAAACCAGGCGAGAUUGUUCGAAUCAAUGGACUAGACAGAGUAUAACCUUUUGAUUGCUACCUGAUCAGAACCUAUUUAUCCACACUCUUGGGCCCCACUGCUGUGUUUACCAGCAUGGGACUGGAUUGAUAGGCUCCGAGGAUGGAAUCUGCUGUGUCCCUCUCCACGGUCCAUCUACACCUUAACACAAACAUUUACGACAACGACAGCAGCCUCUGCACGGGCCGAGGCGUCCACCCGCAUUACCCCAACGCUGUCCACGGCAGACCCCACAGCGCCCUGCUGGGUAUCUCUCUGGGCUUCCUCUCCCUGCUCACCAUCUUAAUGAACAUGCUGGUUCUUUACGCUGUAAAGAAAGAGAAAAGCUUACACACGGUGGGGAACCUCUACGUUGUUAGUUUAUCUGUGGCCGAUUUGAUCGUCGGCACCACGGUGAUGCCGCUAAAUCUGGUGUACCUGCUGGAGGACGAGUGGAAGCUGGGCAGGGCCGUCUGUCAGUUUUGGCUGAUUAUGGAUUAUGUCGCCAGCACCGCGUCAAUUUUCAGUUUGUUUAUUCUCUGUUUGGAUCGGUACCGCUCUGUAAGACAGCCGCUCAAAUACCUAAAGUAUCGAACACGGGGGAAAGCGAGCAUGAUGAUAUCUGGGGCCUGGUUGCUGUCGAUGACGUGGAUUGUUCCUAUUUUGGGAUGGAGGUCUUUCACCCGUGUAGAACUGAAACCCGAGGAGGAAAACAAGUGCGACACGGAUUUCCGCUUCGUCACGUGGUUCAAAGUUAUUACAGCGGUCUUGAAUUUUUACGUACCUUCAGUUUUGAUGCUUUGGUUUUACACUCACAUCUACUUGGCAGUGAGGCAACACCUCAAAGACCGAGAGAGGAUCAUCCAUCCGGUGGAUUCAUUCGUGGAAAAUGUGAACGGGCAGAAUGCUCAGACAUUAAAUGCCUCCAAGUCGCCCGAAAUGGAAUGUGCGGCUCCGAUAAAACUGUUAAAAAGGCAGCUUGACCAGAAGCUUCUAGACCAGACGUACUCCCUGGAGGAGUUUGAGAAGGCCAAAAGUGCCCUUUCCAGAUCUCACAGAAAAAUCGGUGCUCAAUGUCCGGAGCCGACAAACCAUCUCGCAAUGUCGACCAAACCAGGAAAGGGCUCCUUAUCCUCUGAGGAGAAGAACCAAGAAGCUGUUCCUCUCAGUCCACCUUCCUUACCAGCAGAAAAUGUAAUUUCAGAAACGAACAAUGAAUCGUCUUUGAAUGAAUGCUACGUCACAGUGCCAAACUCGGUUGUUGGCGUCUGCGACGUCAAUCAGGUGCAGAGGUAUACAUCCGUGGCCUACAACGCCUACGACCCCAGUCAAACUGUACUGUGGUCCGCCUCCGCCGACAACCUGGACGAGCCAAACGAGGUGACUCUGAGACAAACCUGGCAACGCUUCGUGGAACACUCCAGAGAAAGGCUUCAAAGUCUGAGGAUCCACAAGGAGCAUAAGGCAGCCAGGCAGUUGGGCUUCAUCAUCGCAGCGUUCCUGCUGUGUUGGAUUCCGUACUUCAUAGCCUUCAUGGUGAUGGCGUUCUGCAGGGAGUGCGUGCACCACGACCUCCACAUGUUCACCAUAUGGCUCGGCUACUUCAACUCCACCCUCAACCCUUUCAUAUACCCGCUCUGUAAUAGGAAUUUUAAACGAGUCUUCAAGAAUAUUCUGCACAUUAACUUGUGACAGUGGUUUCAGCAUAUCUGCUAAGUUCCUGUCUUGAGACUUUUAUACCCUUUUUGGGAAAAGGGUGUCACCCGCAGCUAUCUGCUAGUGUCUGACGGCACAUUCUAGCAACACAUUUGAACAAAAACACUAUCAAAUAACAAAAAGACUCAACCUAACAUGGAGAAGUUCAGGAUGGGCCAUUCCACAAAAUCGGUGCCAUUUACCUGUUGUAACUCACUUAAAAUAAUGUAUUUUUUAAAUCUGCUACAUUGAACUACUCCAAAACGUGUAUUGGCCCAUUCAAGGCAACUUUAUUUCAUUUCUCUACAAGGUUUCUAAGCCAAAGAUAACUAAUUCGAGUAACAUGAGUGAGAGUUUUUACUAGAGAAUUAGUAUGUUAAAACUUUGGGCCUGAUUUACUAAAGGUUUGCGUGUACUAGGGUUGUACGGUAUACCGGUGUUAGUAUAGUGCCGCGAUACUAAUGAAUCAUAUUCUUUACUGUAAAGUACCGGUCUCCUCAUUGCUGGUUUACAAGCAGAGGAGCAUGUUCGGCAGCGCACAACCACGGAGUACUUACUAGCAGAGACAAUGUGUAGACAGAAAAAGGAGAACGGACGCAUUUUGGCUUAAAAACUAACGAUAAAGGUGAAGUUAUAACACUGAAACGCUCUCAGGAAGAGGUGCUUUAAGUUAUACGGCUAGAGUUCAGCCGCAGUCGGAAGUUUUUUGGCUACAUCGAAAUCACUAAUCCUCGCCUCCAUGGCGACAGAUAAAGUAAGUUUCUUACAAGAAUCAUCCCUGCAGGACGAGGGAUAGCUAAACAUGCUUCACUACACACCGUAGCUCACCGGCAUCACAAUGUAAACAAACGCCAUUGAUGGAUCUGGAACUAACAUCCGCUGUAAAGAUACCAAGUAUAGGAGCGUAUCUAGUCCAUACUACUAUGAUUACAUCGAUAUUUUUUGGCAUCACAUCUUCUUUUGUUUUUUAUUUAGUUAUUCAUAUUAUGUUGUGGCGACUUGUCCAGGGUGUACCCUGCCUUCCGCCCGAUUGUAGCUGAGAUAGGCGCCAGCGCCCCCUGCGAGCCCGAAAGGGAAUAAGCGGUAGAAAAUGGAUGGAUGGGAUGGAUGUUUAUAAACUCAGGAAAUACGUCCGUGAACACAUGAGGACUUUGAAUAUGACCAAUGUAUGAUCCUGUAACUACUUGGAAUCGGAUUGAUGCCCAAAUUGGUGGUAUCAUCCAAAACUAAUGUAUAGUAUCAAACAACAGAAAAAUAAAUAAUUAUUACAUUUUAACAAAAGUGUAGAUAGAGCAUAUUAAAAGAGAACGUAAGCAGAUAUUAACAGUAAAUGAACAAGUAGAUUAAUAAUUCAUUUUCUACCACUUGUUCUUAAUAAUUUUAACAAAAUAAUAGAACGGAAAAUGACACAAUAUGUUACUGUAUAUGUCAGCAGCUAAAUUAGGAGCCUUUGCUUGCUUACUUACUACUAAAACACAAGUUGUCUUGUAUGUUCACUACUUUAUUGAAGGAAAAACUCGGAAUAAGAAACAUUUUUAAAGUACCCUAACAACAUUUAUGUUAAAAUAAAGCUAAUAAUGCAAUUUUUUGUGAUCCCCUUUAUUCAGAUAAGUAUCGAAAAGAGGGUAUUUGUAUCGGGACAACACUAGCGUGUACUAAAACACGUGCAAACUCCACAGCCCACGCAAAACUAAUCUAAUAAACUUCUGCAAGGUGGACUCCGCCUGUUGUGUGUUCAAAAUAUAAAGAACGCAAUUCAUUUUGCUUCUUGUAUUCAUUAACAUGCGAAACCUUUGAUCUUUAGAACGCCCACAACACUGGGAGGUGAAAAUGCAAACAUAUUAAACAGCACACGCAAUGUGAUUAAUCACCACUCAGCACUAUUUCGCGUUUUAUUUGCCAUGUCUAAAAAAUACGUGCAACCUGACAGUUACGCAGGAUCGGUGCAAAAGAAAACCCUCCGUCCUACAUGUGUGUCAACACUCAACCAAUUUGGACUGUAAGAAUAACAUAAAUAUUAGACAUAUUGUCUAUUCAGCAACAUCCUUUUAUAAUUGUAAAGCUGCUGGAUGACUUUAGGGGCUGAUGAAAACCAAUUCAAUUGAUGGGUUUUGGUGUUU
Molecule: messenger RNA, 4205 nt
Organism: Nerophis ophidion (straightnose pipefish)
Lineage: Eukaryota; Metazoa; Chordata; Actinopteri; Syngnathiformes; Syngnathidae
Gene: hrh1
Product: histamine receptor H1
Exons: 2
Coding region: 514-2082 (522 amino acids)
Biological process (GO): regulation of vascular permeability; adenylate cyclase-activating adrenergic receptor signaling pathway; positive regulation of vasoconstriction
Cellular component (GO): membrane
Molecular function (GO): histamine receptor activity
Source: RefSeq, a predicted model, not a curated record